AUGGACGUCGAGGCCACCAUCGAGUCGGUUCCCUACGACAUCAUGCUGGUGAUUGCCGAGCUGUGCACGAGGGAUGUCCAACCACUGGCUGACGGCCCGCCAUCCUCGUACGCCCGUCACCACGCUGCCAUGGCUCGCACAAGCAAGUAUUUCCAUGGCAUCCUCAAUCGCGCGCUUUACAUGCGCAAUAUCAGAAAAGAGCCGCCCGUUAAUUCCUGCGUCCUCUGGGCCGCUCGCAAGGGCAGCCUGGGCACCAUCCAGCGCGCCCACGAGUAUGGCGCCGACCUUGACGCAACCGGCGCACGAGACGAGGACGACUACGACCAGACCUGGCAGUCCAUCCCAGGAAGUAUCAACUACUUUGCCUCUCCACUGCACCUGGCCAUCAAGAACGACCACCCCGCCAUCGUCCAAUACCUGCUCUUCAACGGAGUCGACGUGCAUUCGCAAGCCCGGGACUUUUGUGGCUGCCAGGAACCUCCGUUCUCGGGCAAAUGCUACCCGCUGCAUAUUGCUCUCGCGCAUGCCGAUGAGGAGGGCUCCGGCACCGACUACGCCGGCCAGCUCGUGCAGCACGGUGCCCACAAGAUCGCCGACGACAUCCCGGCCUUGGCUGAUCUCGCACGCGCCGGCCGCUUCAGCCUUGUUGAUUCCUUGAUUAAGCGUGAGGACGACUUCUCCGUCACUGCUGCCCUCCAUUAUGCCGUCUCGAAACAUGACCUUGGCCUCGUCGACAAGCUGCUCGCUCGAGAUGGCGUCAACGCCGGCGCAAAGAACUGGAAGCGAUACGGCCCUCUCCACAUCGCCAUCUCAGAAGCGACCGAUGAUCUCUCAAUCAUCAACCGUCUGCUUCAGCGACCUGAAGUCAACGCCUCAGAUGUGACCCCCGGAUGGGAAACACCCUUUCACAUCGCGGCAUCGAAGGGUCGGAGUGACAUCGCAAAGGUCUUGCUCGAGCGAUCCGACGUGAGCCCCGUCGCAAAGACUCUCGCCGGUCUCAACGCGUUGCACCUCGCUGCCCAAUCUGGCCGCAAGGACAUGGUUGACGUCUUGCUUGCUAUCCCUGACUUCCCAGUGGGUAUUGUUGACGAUCAGGGCAUGAACGCUCUGCACCAUGUUUGCCGCACUCAGGAGACUGAGGAGGUGGGAGCCAUUCUUGAGUCGCUGAUUAGCCACCCGGACAUCCAUAUCGACCUCAUGUCCGGCUUUGGCACACCACUCUUCAUGGCCGUCAAGAACAGGAACUUUGCGGUCGCUGCCGCUCUUGUCCGAGCAGGAAGCAACAUCAAUCCCCCAUCUCCCGAGCAAGCACUCACUACCCCUGCAUCUCUUCUCCACGAAUGUCUCCUGGGUUAUUCGAAAGGUCAGGCCGAGCUCGUUCACGAACUCAUCCAACACGGCGCAGAUGUCAAUCUGAUGACCCCGUUCCAUGGAAAGGACGCGACGCCUUUGUUCUUCGCCGCCGCUUUUGCAAACAAUGUGGAGGCAGUCAGGAUGCUGCUUGAGGCAGGCGCCAACAUUCACUGCCUCGUCCGGGAUCUCUGGGUCCCAUUCGAGAGCUGCAUGACACUCAUCACCGCCAUCCUCGAGACCUUCUUUGACCGCUGCCACCCGGGACACCUUAGGAAGGAGUCCAUCGGCGCUCUCACCGCCUGCCUGGAACUGCUCCUCGAGUAUGGCGCCGUCUUGGGCCUCCCGUCGCGCCCAUCAGAGGAUAACUUCCACUCUGCCCUCCACUGCGCCAUGCAGAUGACGGCAGCCGGGUUCCAGGACAUCCUAGACGUCCUUCUGAAGCACUCCGAGGCUAGAAACAUUAGCGAGGACUACCUCGACGACUUCAUCACCGGCCAGAUUGACAUGUCACGGCAGGGGCUCAUCCCGCGCGCUUCGCUGGAGAAGCUGAUGAGCUUCAGAACCCGCAUCUUCCCGCGCAAGAGGUCCCAAAGCUGGAACGACUCGAGCUACGCUGACCUGCUCAUCAGCAACUCGCUUCAUUACGACUUCUGA
Messenger RNA from Clonostachys solani, 2007 nucleotides. NCBI's taxonomy places the organism in Eukaryota, Fungi, Ascomycota, Sordariomycetes, Hypocreales, Bionectriaceae. The record is from the annotation of a GenBank genome assembly.